AUGGGUGCUCCUGAUCUGCAGUUUUCUUCUCUUAGCUGUAAAUUAAGUAUCAUUCAAGCAAAAAACGUGGAAUUCAAGUCCAAGGGUACCCUCUUUGUUAGAUGCUAUCUUUCUGCAGGAAACAACAAAAGAAUUCGGCUUAACAGCCGAGAAAUCUCCUGCAGGUCCUUCCUCUCUUGGAACGAGUCCUUAUUGUUGGAUUGCGUUGGUACCCAAGACUCCAUGGGAGACCUAAUGCAAGAAAACUUGGUUUUCGAGCUCCGGUGGAGGAACAAAGUGCCUGUUCUUGGGAGAAUCGUUAGAUCCAAACUCUUGGGGAGGGGAGAGAUUCCAUGGAAAGAAGUCUUCAAGUCACCAAAGAUGGAAAUGGAGAAGUUCUACUGGGUCACGAUGAUUCCCACCAGUGGAGAAGUGCUUGUUGAAGAUGUCGAGCUACCUAAGCUGCAAGUGGGGAUGAAAGUUCAAGUUCCUGCAAUGGCCGAAAAUGAUAGAAGGAGAAUAACCAAUGGGAAGGCUAAGAAAUGGGACGAUUGUGGGUGUGGGUGCAAAGAUGGUCGCGGUUGUAGUUGUCGAGAUUACGAUGUUUUUGCACUAGCGGCUGCUUUGGAGGCGUUUUAG
Juglans microcarpa x Juglans regia is the source of this 618-nucleotide messenger RNA. RefSeq lists its product as uncharacterized. The transcript has a single exon. The record is from RefSeq and is a predicted model, not a curated record. Bases 1 to 618 code for a protein of 205 amino acids. Lineage: Eukaryota; Viridiplantae; Streptophyta; Magnoliopsida; Fagales; Juglandaceae.